Messenger RNA from Coregonus sp. 'balchen', 10242 nucleotides. NCBI's taxonomy places the organism in Eukaryota, Metazoa, Chordata, Actinopteri, Salmoniformes, Salmonidae. The record is from the annotation of a GenBank genome assembly.
GCUCUGAAUGGUAUUAGCCCAUUCGAAGGCUUAUCUUCUGAUCGCGAGGCAUUACACAGGAGACACCAGCUCGCCAAACGAGAGACACAGCCUCAGGACCAGACACUACAGCUGGACCCCAGAGCUUUUCACAGGUACAAGCUCAAGUCCAGGAGAUGCUGUUUCAAUGCCUUUCUAAUGAAGUAUAUCAUUGUCAACGGUUGUUUCCACCUUUGUGCUUUGUGUCUUACAAUUGUUCACUUUAGGACCUUCCGCUUGCGUCUGAGGCGAGACACGAUGGGAUUCACGGAGCCUUUUAAAGUCUUCUCUGAAAACAGAUCCAGCACAGUGGACCUCUUCCAUCUAUAUUCUGAAGAACUUGAAGGUAUGACACUUCAAGGAUUCGUGACGUCAUAAUCCAACAUACUGCCUCCCCUCAAAAAUACAAUCUGCCUGCCUGUCUAUCUAUCUCUCCCCUCCAUCUCUCUCUAACUCCCACCUGUCUGUCACUUACCAGAUGAGAGGUGUUCCUCCUGCCACAGCACUGUCAUCCAGGGCCAGUUUGAGGGUUCCGUCCUCACAACCAGUGGGACGUAUCAGGUAGAGGCCAUCCACAGAUACACCAGCCAGCCCUCACAACACCACUCCAUCAUCUACCAUGAGGACGACAUGGAUAAGAGGAUUGUUGAACAUCUAAUGAGUGUUCUUCUUAAAUGUAUAUCAAUGGUUAUAUUGCUUCCCCAAAAUGAUAUGGUCUAUUACAAACGAUUCUCAAAAUAUAUCUGCCAUUGUGUCACAUGGGUAUGUAUCCACCCUUCCUCAUUUUUGGAAUGAGGAAAUUAAUAUAAACCUAUAAAAAGACCAUGACCUCAUCUACCAAAGGUCAGGCUGACAUAUUUUAUGACAUCAUGGUCAGAUGAAAUGGACUAACGCUCAAUGCAAUGCCCUGAUGCCUCCUUACCACACCAGACCAGAGCAGAGCAGAUCAUGGCAUUGACCAGCAGAGAGGAUCCUGCACCAGGGCCAGACUAAUGGCUGGCAAUUGUUCCCUAUCUCUUCUUUCAUCCUAACCCAGUUUUAAACCAGCAGGCUGUGGGCUGAAGUUACGGUGGGUCACUGAUCCAGUCAUGCCCUGUGCUUUUCAGAGCAGAAAGGAGGUAAUGGGUUAACAGAGUCCUCUUAUGGAGCUCUGGGGGGUGGGAGGAGGUGGAGACUCACUCAGAACUCCAGCCAAAGAAAAUAAAAACCUGAGAUGAUGUGAGGGAGGAGGAGUGUCAGGUGACCUUCCUCCCAAGGCUGGGAACCCUUGGAGCUGGGUAGGCCUCUGAGAGGGCCUGACUAGAGAGGUUUGGCCAGGUGGCACUCAUUGGAAAGAGCCGUCAUCCUAUUUAACGUACGUCUCUGUGUGUGUGUGUGUGUGUGUCAGUGUAAGAUGAAUUCCAGGAAAGAGGUUAGCUCCCUGGAACCAUAUUACGCACACAAAGCCAAAACCGACUGCUUGUACUGGAGCUUUCUCAAGCUUUUUGUUGGAUAAGGAUUAAGGUCUCCUGGUCCCCAGACGUGGUAUGGACCAGGUUUGUUUGUAAAUAGGCCUUUAGGCACAGCACUCCAGACAGACAGACUGCAUGCUUAACGUCUUACUAACGUUACUUUUAUCAACAGACUGUCUGACUAGUGUCGCAUAGAUUUACACCAUGAAGGUCAAGCUCAUAACACCGUGGAAUAAGUUUUACCACACAUGGGGUCAUAAAGCAUUGAGAUUAUCUCCAAUGACUUGGAUAAGAGUAGUCUUUUGAAGUGUGUGUGUGUGUGUGUGUGUGUGUGUGUGUGUGUGUGUGUGUGUGUGUGUGUGUGUGUGCAUGGAGGAGAAGAGAGAUGGGGGCAGGCUAGUACUGACAGGUCCCCAUGCUGUGUAGAGUCCUGGCAGACAACCCAAAGUUAAACAAUACCAGAGAGAGGAGUGUCCGACUGUGUCUGUGUGUGAGCGCUCUGUGGUAACCCCUGGUCACGUGACCUCUCUUUUGAAGUCACACCACCAUGGUGUGAGAGAGGGAUAACUAUCGAGCAUUUCUCAUGCUCGCUGGGGCUCUGUCAUUCAGCCUGCUAGCUCUCCUUCCGCUCUGGGUGUCAUUAGUUAAGAGGCUCACUCAUGAAAACAUACUUAGACAUCCCCGCCCACAACCUUCAGAUUGACAAUGUCUCUAGUUCUGCUUGUAAGUGAAAAACAAAAUAAAAACAACAGUGAAGAAUAUGUAUUCCAGAUGUGUGAAAUAAUUUUUGCUUUAAGAUCUAUUCAAAAGAUCCUCACACAGUGCUUUCACACAUCGUUCACAUUGUAGUCCCGUGUAGCUCAGUUGGUAGAGCAUGGUGCUUGCACCGCCAGGGUUGUGGGUUCGAUUCCGAAGGGGGACUAGUAUUAAAAAAUAAGUAUGAAAAAUGUAUGCACUCACUACUGUAAGUCGCUCUGCUAAAUGGCUAAAAAAUAAAUAUGUGUUGUAAAGGGACAGCUGUUGAAUUACAUCCAGCCUCAAAGACUGAUUUCAGUCCCUUCAUGGAGGAUUUCGCAGAAAGAAUCUGUGUUGGGAAAUAGUCCCUGUGACCAUGCUUGCAACACCCACACAGGGUCUUCGCCUGGGUUGAUGACAUGAUUUGUAGCCCACCAUGGAUGACAUCUCAGGGGGGCUACUUUUAGCAAAUUACUCCGUUACAGUGACAGAACUUGUCAAUUAGCACAUUCAAGGGAUGUGGCCAUGUUCUCCUAUAGGAUUUAACUUUAACUCAAAAAAUAUAUCUGGUGACUGGGGGUUCUGAUCUAAUCUGUGGCUGAGUAUGGCACAGUGUCUCAGUGCACGUUUUAUGGAAUACACUUUUAGCCCUGAAUUGGUUUAAUCUUCAGGUAAACCAAACAGGAAAUCCACCUAUGCUUUUCAAACGUGCACGUUACACAUGCAAAGUGUAAUAGACUGUUUAAACUAUGUAUGGGAUAUUUAAAUUAACUAGACUGCAGUGAGACAGAUCAAGUUUAGUUAUUUAAGUUGGCGAAGAACUAUGCCUUUUUUUAAGAGUUUGGCUGCACGGUCCAGGAAUUUCUAGAGCGUUUGCUUACUUUUGUCUCCCCAUGCACGCAUAGUUGAGAGAGAGCACAACUCUCCAGCUCUGAGGCUCAAGAAGCACAUGGCAGACAUCUGGAAAUAAUUCUGUCAAUGGGUCAACGCCCGGCAUUUAACCCCCUCCCCCUCUCCCCGGUCCAACAUCCCCACCAAUGCCAUCUAUAGACCCAAUAACGCAUUGUCUCUCUGAGUGUUUGAUGGAGCCCAGGCGGCAGCAUGACAGCAGUGUUUUCUCAGUCCUCCACGGUUCAACCAUCAAGUCUUCCUCUGUCAGCCCUUCAAUCUGGGUUCGCCAAUUAGUAACAUGGCAGAAUUAUUCCAGUAAGUCACAUGUGAAAGUGAUUAUUGUUAUGUCAUACAGAUGUAGAAUCUUAAUUUGAGCCAGUUUGCAGCAACAGGAAAUGUGAAUUAUUAUGUGGAUUAUAAUUCAUGUACAUUAUUUUGUAGGGGCUGAUACAUUUUUUGUUACGGCAAAUCAAGUCUGAAAUUUUAAAGUGGAAAUUAAAAACUUUAGAAGACUUUUAAAACCUUGAAAAAAAUUUUAUCAGCAACAAACGACUGAUCAAAUUAAGAUCCUACAUCUGUAUGACAUUAUUGUAUAAUAUUGAAGCUAAUGACAAUUUGGGUAACGUUAUUCAUUGAUUUAAUUGGAACAGUCACAUCUCUCAAGUUAAAGCGUGUUCUGUUCUCUCUGAUGGGUUUGAGUGAGUAGGCUCAGAGAGAUCAUGGGGUCUGCUAUUGAAUAAUCCCCAGAUCUUCUGGUUUGGCUGGGGGGAUAUACUGAGACUUAUAGUUGAAGUUAUAGAGCAUGCAUUGUUAUACCAAUAGUAAGCUAUGAAAAUGAGUUCACUGCAGUUCUUUUCUGUAAAAGACCCACGCGGUCUGAUAUUAGGCCAUGAUGGUCUGCACUGCCAUUGAAGAAUACCUUGUUGAUAAGGUCAAGGAAUAGCAAUAAUUUUGGGGGGGGGGAAUAUCCAACAACAUCUCUGCAAUGUUUUUGGUGUCUGGUGUGUGGAUGCAAAGGCCUGUGAGAAGCUAUAUUUCACUGUGUGCCACAGUGGAGCCUAUUUUGUGUAAAUAUUGUAGGGAGAUAGCUUCACUUAAAUAUUUGCUAAUUGGAACCUAUGUCUAUAUGCCUUUGGUUAGUACAUAUUGCUGGAAAAGCAAUGUUUCUCUUUGAUUUUGUGUGUUUUGUUUAGGAUGUCAUCCUCAGUUCCCCAAGCUGAAGUAUAUAUCAUAUGAUAUUAUCAGUUUUCAAAGUUUUCCUUAUGAAUAAUCACUCAUUAGACAGUCAUUAUUAUGCAUGCGGUCCCAUCCUUGAACCUAAUUACCUUAAAAUCCAUUGCAAAAUCAAGUUCCCUGCCAAUGCAUCAUACAGGUAACUGCCAAAAUAAUGUAAUACAAAGGAUAUUGAAAGCAAGUGCUUCCACACAGGUGUGGUUCCUGAGUUAACCCCCUAGAGUCGAUUAACGCACAGGUGCGUCAAUCUAAGUAACAUAAUAAAAGAAUCCCCAUCAAAAUCAGUCAGUUUAAGCUAGAGAUUGGAGGCGUCUCAAACCACUGCAUCCGCCUAUGUCGGAUUUCCACAUCUGCCGUGAAAGGUGGCAGAGCUAGAGCGAUGUUUGUCAGACAAUGAGACAUCCUGAAAAUCGGUCUUCUCAUGAAAACGUCUGUACGAACCGUUUGACCUAGAAAUUAUUAUGAUCCAUCAAUGGAAAGAUGAGUCUCACGAAAAAGGGGAGACUCUCAUGAACACGAACACGAUGGUGGGCUCCGUUUUGCUCUACGACCCCCAUAAGUGUCACGGGAAUCGUCUGAAGGUAACCGGUACCGGUUAAAAAGAAUUAAUGGAAGUAUGAAGGUAGUUUUGUGCCUACCCAAAAAAGAGGUUCAAUACUGUAUGUGUACAAAAAACAAAACAUAUUUCCUGAGCUUUCUUAUAUUUCCUAGAUCUCCAAUCAAAAGUUAGAAUCGGCUUCCUAUUUCGCAACAAAGCCUCCUUCACUCAUGCUGCCAAACAUGCCCUCGUAAAACUGUAAUUUACAAAAUAGCCUCCAACACUCUACUCAGCAAAUUGGAUGUAGUCUAUCACAGUGCCAUCCGUUUUGUCACCAAAGCCCCAUAUACUACCCACCAUUGUGACCUGUAUGCUCUUGUUGGCUGGCCCUCACUACAUAUUCGUCGCCAAACCCACUGGCUCCAGGUCAUCUAUAAAUCACUGCUAGGCAAAUCCCCGUCUUAUCCUGGCUCACUGGUCACCAUAGCAACACCCACCCGUAGUCUGCGCUCCAGCAGGUAUAUCUCACUGGUCAUCCCCAAAGCCAACACCUCCUUUGGCCGCCAUUCCUUCCAGUUCUCUGCUGCCAAUGACUGGAACGAACUGCAAAAAUCUCUGAAGCUGGAGACUCUUAUCUUCCUCACUAACUUUAAGCAUCAGUUGUCAGAGCAGCUUACCGAUCACUGCACCUGUACACAGUCAUUCUGAAAUUAGCCCACCCAACUACCUCAUCCCCAUAUUGCUAUUUAUUUUGUUAAUUUGCACCCCAGUAUCUCUAUUUGCACAUCAUCUUUUGCACAUCUAUCAUUCCAGUGUUAAUACGAAAUUGUAACUAUUUUGCACUAUGGCUUAUUUAUUGCCUUACCUCCAUAACUUACUACAUUCGCACACACUAUAUAUAUAUUUUCUGUAUUUUUGACUUUAUGUUUUGUUUACCCCAUAUGUAACUCUGUGUUGUUGUUUUUAUCACACUGCUUUGCUUUAUCUUGGCCAGGUCGCAGUUGUAAAUGAGAACUUGUUCUCAACUGGCUUACCUGGUUAAAUAAAGGUUUAAUAAAAAAAAGAUGAUUUAUUUUUUGACUGCCUUUUUUGCCAUUAAUGAAGGUGUUAUUCAAUGCGUUUCUCUAGGCUAUUGUAGGCCAAAUUCUAUAUUUUAUCAAAUAAUUUAUAUAUAUAUAUUUGUUUAAUACCUAAAGGGGUCCUAAAAUUCAAAUUCAAAUAGCUAAAUGAUCCACAGUAUGACCAUCUUAAAACAAUGACAUAUGUCAGCUUACAAGAAGGGUGUCACAUCCCUCCAAAGAGUUCCAGACACUUGUAGAAUCUAUGCCAAGGUGCAUUGAAGCUGUUCUGGCUCGUGGUGGCCCAACAACCUAUUAAGACAGUAUGUUGAUGUUUCCUUUAUUUUGGCAGUUACCUGUAUGCACCAAUUUAUGGAAACAAAAUGUCUCCCUUGACAGCAUGGCUACUCAAUUAUUUAAAAAAGUUCUGAGUGUUCAUGGUCCCUGAGUUCUAAUUCAAAUUCAGACUUAUUAUUGCGGUUCAGGGAAACCACACAAGAACAACCACAAAGGCUACACAGUCAGUUUAUGGUGAUUGGAUAAAUACAUGUUUUCUACUCUGAGAUAGGCCUACAACUACAACUUAAAUAUUUAGCAUUAUUUUAUGCAUUGGCAAGUUAUAGAAUGGUAUAAGAGUUACACAAAACAAAAAAGUUGAGUUGGUUGUGUUGUAGAGUGUUGAACAGUAUAUCCUAUGUAAAAUACAGUGAGCAAAAUAAAACAGAAACUUACUUAUCAAUUAGGUGGUAUGUAUCUUUUGGGACUUAAAACAAUUAAAGUGGCCUAUGCACCUUUGUAGUUAAUAAUAGUAAGUAAUAGCCUCAUGAGACAUAUAGUUGAUUACAGAUCUCUGUAUACAACCUGGGGAUUUUCCACAUCAUCCAGUCUGUUGUACACGUGAAGUUAUCAGGAAACACAAACAGUGAGUCAGUAACCUUCUUCGCCAUGGCCCAUAUUUCAGCAAUCCAUCCUCCAUUAACCUAGACUAGUGGGUGUGACGGUCAUCAGUGUGUUGAUUUUAAACAACGCCAUGUUAGGGCCAAUACUGGUGGAUUAUCAACAAUCAUGUGACCACUUCCUACGCUCAAAUGGAGGAGUAGAACAUACAGUGCCUUGCAAAAGUAUUCAUCCCCAUUGGCAUUUUUCCUAUUUUGUUGCAUUACAACCUGUAAUUUAAAUGGAUUUUUAUUUGGAUUUCAUGUAAUGGACAUACACAAAAUAGUCCAAAUUGGUGAAGUGAAAUGAAAAAAAUAACUUUACGAUAUAUACAAAAUAAAUAACGGAAAAGUGGUGUGUGCAUAUGUAUUCAUCCCCUUUGCUAUGAAGCCCUUAAAUAAGAUCUGGUGCAACCAAUUACCUUCAGAAGUCACAUAAUUAGUUAAAUAAAGUCCACCUGUGUGCAAUCUAAGUGUCACAUGAUCUGUCACAUGAUCUCAGUAUAUAUACACCUGUUCUGAAAGGCCCCAGAGUCUGCAACACCACUAAGCAAGGGGCACCACAAAGCAAGCGGCACCAUGAAGACCAAGGAGCUCUCCAAACAGGUCAGGGACAAAGUUGUGGAGAAGUACAGAUCAGGGUUGGGUUAUAAAAAAAUCUCAGAAACUUUGAACAUCCCACGGAGCACCAUGAAAUCCAUUAUUAAAAAUUGAAAGAAUAUGGCACCACAACAAACCUGCCAAGAGAGGGCUGCCCACCAAAACUCACGGACCAGGCAAGGAGGCAACAAAGAGACCAAAGAUAACCCUAAAGAAGCUGCAAAGCUCCACAGUGGAGAUUGGUGUAUCUGUCCAUAGGACCACUUUAAGUCGUACACUCCACAAAGCUGGGCUUUACGGAAGAGUGGCAAGAAAAAAGCCAUUGCUUAAAGAAAUAAAUAAGCAAACACAUUUGGUGUUCGCCAAAAGCCAUGUGGGAGACUCCCCAAACAGGUACUCUGGUCAGAUGAGACUAAAAUUGAGCUUUUUGGCCAUCAAGGAAAACGCUACGUCUGGCGCAAACCCAACACCUCUCAUCACCCAGAGAACACCAUCCCCACAGUGAAGCAUGGGGUGGCAGCAUUAUGCUGUGGGGAUGUUUUUCAUCGGCAGGGACUGGGAAACUGGUCAGAAUUAAAGGAAUUAUGGAUGGCGCUAAAUACAGGGAAAUUCUUGAGGGAAACCUGUUUCAGUCUUCCAGAGAUUUGAGACUGGGACGGAGGUUCACCUUCCAGCAGGACAAUGACCCUAAGCAUACUGCUAAAGCAACACUCGAGUGGUUUAAGGGGAAACAUUUAAAUGUCUUGGAAUGGCCUAGUCAAAGCCCAGACCUCAAUCCAAUUGAGAAUCUGGGGUAUGACUUAAAGAUUACUGUACACCAGCGGAACCCAUCCAACUUGAAGGAGCUGGAGCAGUUUUUCCAUGAAGAAUGGGCAAAAAUCCCAGUGGCUAGAUGUGCCAAGCUUAUAGAGACAUACCCCAAAAGACUUGCAGCUGUAAUUGUUAGUUAUGCACGCUCAAGUUUUCUGUUUUUUUGUCUUAUUUCCUGUAUGUUUCACAAGAAAAAAUAUUUUGCAUCUUCAAAGUGGUAGGCAUGUUGUGUAAAUCAAAUGAUACAAUCCCCCCAAAAAUCCAUUUAAAUUCCAGGUUGUAAGGCAACAAAGAGGAAAAAUGCCAAGGGGGGUGAAUACUUUCGCAAGCCACUGUAGUACAAGGCCCCUUACCUUUGGCCUACUGCAAUGACUGUUUGAGAUGAAUUCAGAUUGCUGCAUUUGUUGGAAAGAGUCUUUGCUUUUUUUUACGGGAAAACAUCAGUAUACACUUGUGAUAAAUACUAUGAAUUGAGUCACUAGGGUUGGUUUGUGUUACAAAUAAACAUUUAAAAGUAUAUGCAAUUGAGAAAGUCAAUGUGUUUGUGUUUCUAUUUAUAUAUUUGUAUAUAUAAAUAUAUUUGUACACAAACACACACACACACACAUGCACAGUGUUUGGUAUCAGUAUUGGCACCAGUAUGGCGUAGUGUUUGACAGAACUCAUGAUAAAAUGGCAGUUAAGAUAAAAGAUAAGAGAAAAGAGUGCCCACAUAGUAUUGAUUUGCUUGUUUUUCCUCUGUAGAUGAUCUGCAGAUACAGUAGCUAUUGCAGGUCUUAUUAUGUUUAGCGAUAUAAGCUACCCUGUAAAUUGAUUCAAUAAACAGCAGGUAUGGCUUUGCGUGCCAGCUCCACGUAUUUCCUUAAUCUAUUGUAGGCAGGCCAUUGUCUCUAAAGGCGCCAGGCUAGUUGGGUUAUGGUCUCUAUAUCUUGAUCAACAAUGGGUAUAGGGAGAUUUGAACAUGUACAGAACAUCAUGUAAAGUUAUUUAUUUAUAGCCACAUGCUUGGAAACAUACAUAAUUUCCUUUAUUUUGACAUUAGCUAUAAAAUGGAUUGAGCAGAUGUUGUUCCAUGAAGAACUUUCCAUCCUGCCGACCCCGUUCUCCCCCCUCAGACACGUUCCCACAGGUGACUGGCCCUGAGGUCACUCUCUGUCUAUGUGGCCUUGCUAGCGGCAGAUGUAGUACCUUUUUGUUUUUACCAGACAAUGUGAUUUUAACCACAAACCUUAGCUUUACCCAACAGGGUAAUAACCACACAUUUGUGGUGGUGUGAGAAUGCACAAGGCCGUAAAACUAAAUAGCUUGUUCUUGCUGAAAGGUUAUGACUGGAUUUUCCAGUGUACAGGUCAAAGAGAACAUCGGACAAUUCUAAAUCCUGCUGCCUGCUCUUUCCUGCCGACCACUUCUACUACAGGAAGUUCAAGAGCGUUGAAGCUGUUGUGGCUCAGGUGAUUGGUCUAAAGAAAUGUGAACCCAAAAAUACCAAAUAGGUGGUCUGUAUGGAUGCCUUUAAAACAUAUAUUUUUAGGAUUAUCCAUCUCUAUGUAAGGGGGUUUAUUGUGCCUGUCCUUUCAGCCCAAUGGUCAAAUGCUACUUUCCAAAGUUUGUACCCCAAUUAAUGUCAAUUUAUGGAAUGGAGAGAGAAUGUAUUUCAUUUUUGGACUGAUAAGCAACUUCUGCCCUUUCCGUGCGCCAUUUGUGAGUUGCUUCAAUGGGAAGGGUCGGGGCCCGGGGAGUCUGCCAAAUCUGACUUGUUCUAUGUUUCAUGAAGCAGAGAACAUGCAGUACAUUUGAAACCCUAGCAUGCUAGAUGCCAUCAUUAUGUAGUAUUAGUAUGCCAUAGAUAAGGCAUCAGGAUUUCCCUGUCUCUCAGUAACCCCAUCCGUUCUAUUUACCAGCUUUGUUCUCAGAAGUUGUGUCCAGAACUGGAGGUACUUCUCGAUAUCGGAUACAUCUGGACAAAAGCUCAC